Molecule: messenger RNA, 1646 nt
Organism: Syngnathoides biaculeatus (alligator pipefish)
Lineage: Eukaryota; Metazoa; Chordata; Actinopteri; Syngnathiformes; Syngnathidae
Gene: rcor1
Product: REST corepressor 1
Exons: 13
Coding region: 188-1498 (436 amino acids)
Biological process (GO): negative regulation of DNA-templated transcription; regulation of transcription by RNA polymerase II
Cellular component (GO): histone deacetylase complex; transcription regulator complex
Molecular function (GO): transcription corepressor activity
Source: RefSeq, a predicted model, not a curated record
UUCGUCUAUUUCCGGUCUCAACUUCCGGCCCGACUUUCCUCCAGUUAGUUUGAGCCGACUUUUUUUUUUUUCUUUUUUCUUUUUUCUUUUUUAGCCUUCCUGUUGUGGUGAGGCCCGAAGAAGGUGGCCUUAUUGUCGGCCUUUUUCUCGCAGUCGAACACCGCUUCGCGUCGGUCGCGUCGGGCCCAUGGCGCCCAUGCUCGAAAGGACCGCGGAGGUGGCGGCGCCGGUGGCAGGCAAGAGGCGAGGUCGCGGCCCCGGAGCGGCGAUGAGCAUCGGCGGGAAGAGCGUGUCCGGUAAUGGAAGCAGCGGCCGGGGCUGCUGGGAAGAUGGAAGUUCUGGCUCCAGUAGUGACGAGGAGCACGGCGGAGGUGGGAUGCGGGUGGGAUCGCAGUUUCAAGCCGUGGUUCCGGACUUCGACCCUGAGGUGGCGAAGGCGUGCCAGCUGUCUCACAGCGUGGGCAUGCUGGUGUGGAGUCCCAGCAGCAGUGUUCAGCAGAGUCAAUUGGACGAGUACAUCACCAUCGCUAAAGACAAGCACGGAUACAACAUGGAGCAGGCCCUGGGCAUGCUGUUCUGGCACCAGCACGACGUGGAGAAGUCGCUCGCCGACCUGCCCAACUUCACGCCGUUUCCCGACGAGUGGACGGUGGAGGACCGCGUCCUGUUCGAGCAGGCCUUCAGCUUCCACGGGAAGAGCUUCCACCGGAUCCAGCAGAUGCUGCCCGACAAGUCCAUGGCCAGCCUGGUCCGCUUUUACUACUCGUGGAAGAAAAGCCGCAACAGGAGCAGCCUGAUGGAGAGGCAGAGCCGCAAGGUCAAGAGGGAGAGAGACGACAGUGACGACGAAAGUCAGGGAAAUCCCGCCAGCGAUUCCGAGUCCAACCACGUUAAAGAAGACGUCAAGGAGCCGAGUUCCGGAACCGAGCGGCCGGAGGCGAAAGCCGCUGCUGGACUCAAAGCGUCGGGUGCCAAAGGUGCCCACCGGGCCAAGACCCGCCCCCCCAGAGGAAUGUUCCUGAAGCAGGAGGACGUGGUCUCGCUGUCCACCUCCUGCGCUCACGGCGUCCUGCGGCAGCUCGACACCCAACUGACCGCCGCCAAGCGACAGGUCCAGAGCAUCAAGCAGUCCAACAGCGCUCUGAAGGAGAAACUGGACUCUGGGGUGGACCAGUUCCGACAACCCGAGGUGAGCUGCAAAGUCAACGGGCGUUGGAGUUCGGACGAGCAGCUUCUGGCCGUUCAAGCCAUUCGGAAGUACGGGCGGGACUUCCAGGCCAUCUCGGACGUGAUUGGCAACAAGUCGGUGGUCCAGGUGAAGAACUUCCUGGUCAACUACCGGCGCCGCUUCAACCUGGACCAGGUGCUGCAGGAGUGGGAGGCGGAGAACGGCGUGGAGGGGGGGGCCGUCCCCGACGACGACAAGAUGGAGGCGGCGGGGCCCCCCGAGGACGACGCGGCCGAUGACCAGCUGACUCCGCCCCCUGGGGACCUCUGACCCCGGUGAAGUCCAGUCCUCUUGAGUGUGCGCUUUUCUUUUCUUUUUUUUUUUUUUUUUUUUUUUGCCCCAUGUGAAGAGCCGCUAUCAUCAGUUGCCAUGGCGAAAAUACAUUUUUAUAAAGUAAAAGGACCUGCCAUAGUUUUAU